ACAUCAACUUCAACACUGACUGGCUUUUCUUCCACAAUCUUGACUUCACAAUAGCCACCAUUCAGUGCAUUGUGGUGUCUGGGGCCUGGCUUUUCUUUUGUCUGCAUGUGUAUGUUGUGUUUGUUUAUCUAAAGUUGAGGCUGAAUUAGGAUUCAAAGCACACAGAUGAUGGACAGUGAUUGGAUGAGUUGUUCUCUUUGGAUUCUUUAGUCGGGGGAUAUUUACAGCUUUGGAUUAACUUCUUUUAUAAAGCUCUUCUGCCCCUGAAGUAUCAAACCAGAGGCCCUGAAAAUACGAGACUAGGACAGUCCCAGGGAACAGGUUGGGAAGUGAGUUCAGAGCAUUUAAAGAGACUUUCUGCAGCAGGUGUCUCAGUCCAUCUCCAAACCAACACUUCUACCAUUAGACUGGUUCAAAGCACAAUGAAAGGCACCAGAACUUCUCUGAGGCUGUUCCUGCUACUCAACCAACUGCUGUUCUGUCCCACUGAUGCAGGCCAAGGCCUUUCAACCAUGCAGAUGAGCACAUACAAAAUAAAGGAUCAAGGUAACAGUUCACCCUCUGCCAUGGAGCCCAGCCCCACUACCACUGACACGCACACCAAUGGCACUUGUGCUGACUGUUUGAUUGACAUUGAGAUGGGUCUGAUUGCCAUAAGUUCAGCAGGGGGGCUGAUUGUCUGCCUCCUGGUUGCCACCGUGGUAUUGGCAUGCCAGGUCUGCCACAUUCAGCGCAGGGUUUAUCCCCCUCGAACGUCACAGUCCAACAUGGACCUGAUGAACAGAGCAAGCUACUGGGGCACAGACCAGCCAGAUGACAGAGGAGUGGUUGGGCCAUGUGACACGACUGUCAUACUUGAAGAGGAGAGAGCAGAGAGCAAGAUGGAGGAAGAGAUGCAGGUUGAAAUAGAAGAGGCAAAUGAAGAGGCUGGGAAAAGACUUGAGGAAGGGGCAACGGCAAUGGCUUUUGACCCAGAAGAGAAGGCCAGUGAUAUUCAGAACUACAGGUCCAGGGACUCCUGUAUUGAGAGUCCCAGGGAUCUAGAGGACAUGCCCCUUGUUGUGUAAGAAGAAAAAAAUCCAGCCUUAGACACUCAAAACAUUAACCAGCCAGUUCAGCUCAUGUGUUGAGGUUUAAUUGAGCAUCAUUCACAUUUUAACAAUUUAUUUUACAACUUUAGUAAAAUGUUUGAAAUUUUGAAUACCUGUGCUGAUACAAAACCUGAGUUGUGGUACCGAUAGCAAAAAAUAUAUAUUCUUUGAAAUGUUUUAAGAAAAAUUCAAGAAAUCCUUAUUUCAUUCAAGAGGCAGAAGUUCUGAAAUGUAAUAUACUUGUUUUAUACUUUGUAAAGUGUAAAAUUGGCAAAAUGUGGGUUCUUUAUCAGGAAGUUUACAAAUCUGAUAAUGCAUCCAGAUAUUUGGAUAUUUAAUACUAGACAGUAUUGUGGUUACAAUAUUGAGGUUCAAUACCCAGUUCUAAUAAUGUGUAUACAUUUUGAUGUGUUAUUUUAACAUAAAUUGUUCUAAAUAAUGGUAAUCUAUUUGGAAUUACAAAUACUUCAGUUGGAAUAAGGAAAUGAGUAUUUGCAAUAUAAAGUGUUGCUGAGUUUAAUUUGUGGACAAGUGUUAGGUCAAAAGUAAUGCAAAAGCCAGCUUCAACUCUAAACAAAUAUUUUUUUAAAAAGUGAAUGGUACAUCAAUUCUUAUGUUUUACAAAGUAACUGAGUGGACACGAUAAUUUCAGAAACACACAAAAUGUACUGCAACAAGUACAUCAAAAACUUUUAAAGUAUCGAAGUGAUCCUGAGUUCUCUGCCGCAAUGCAACCUUGUGUGCUACUACAGCCACGUUGAAAUGAUAGUCAGAAAGUUGGGCUCAAUGUCUGCUAACAGUUGUUGUAUUAAUGAAUCUCUGUUGAACUUAGCUUCUGUCACUUCAGCUAUCUAUGACUUAAUACCUGUAAUACUUCUGCUCUUUUAAAACCAUUAUGCACAUGAAAAAAGCAUUAAUUUAAAAAUUCCUGAUUUUAAAUAAAAAGAUUUUUUGCAUUA
Messenger RNA from Scophthalmus maximus (turbot), 2050 nucleotides. RefSeq lists its product as uncharacterized. The transcript is spliced from 3 exons. Bases 423 to 1067 code for a protein of 214 amino acids. The record is from RefSeq and is a predicted model, not a curated record. Lineage: Eukaryota; Metazoa; Chordata; Actinopteri; Pleuronectiformes; Scophthalmidae.